Cryptomeria japonica (Japanese cedar) is the source of this 1591-nucleotide messenger RNA. RefSeq lists its product as uncharacterized. Gene Ontology annotation, biological process: regulation of DNA-templated transcription; regulation of developmental process. Bases 6 to 1484 code for a protein of 492 amino acids. The transcript has a single exon. Gene Ontology annotation, molecular function: transcription cis-regulatory region binding; DNA-binding transcription factor activity. Gene Ontology annotation, cellular component: nucleus. Lineage: Eukaryota; Viridiplantae; Streptophyta; Pinopsida; Cupressales; Cupressaceae. The record is from RefSeq and is a predicted model, not a curated record.
UGGGGAUGGGGAUGGGGAUGGGGAUGGGGAUGCAGCAGAAUGAUCACCAAAAUGUGAAUUAUGGGAUAAGGACAGAGGCUGUGAAUGCAGGUGAAGGUGAGAAAAGGGAUUUACUGGGGUGGUCAAUGCUUGAGGGUUCAGUUGUUGAUGGUCCGGAAGGCACAGGGGGUGUUGUGGGUGUUGAGAAUUUGGGAAUGAGAAAUGACCAGUCUGUUUUCAAUUCACCUCUGCCACAGCCUCCAGUUGAAAAGUCUGACGCCCAAGAAAAGGAUGUGAAGAUUGAGACUACACAGGCAAAAGAGGCUGAGAUGGCGCCCGCAGAGGAUUCAGUGGCGGGGAGGUGGGAUUUUGAUCAGGGGAUGAUGCAGGAGAAGCAGAGCACUUGCCCCCCAAAUACAGAUCAUCAGUCACAACAACAGCAGCAGCAGAGUGCAGAUCAGAACAAUAAUAAUGUGGGGUGCGCUUCGGUGGAAGAAUCAGAAGGGCAAUCAAUGGAGGAAAGGUGGUGUGCUUGGGAAGAGGAAAAGCAGCAGGCCAAAGAGGCCUCUAGCAGGCAAGAGCAUAAGCAGGGUGUCUACUUUUACAGAGAAUGCCAGAGAAACAUGGCUGCUGAAAAGGGGUGUACAGUGGUUGAUGGGUGUGGGGAAUUCAUGCCUUGUUCAGAUGAGGGGGGAGAAGGCAAAGACAGUGCUACUGCUGGUUCUCUACUGUGUGCUGCAUGCGAGUGUCACAGGAGCUUUCACCGCCGUGUGCUCUGUGAUAAGGAUGGCUUUGCCAUUGAAGGUGGUGAGGAGGGUAGGCCCAGACAAACCUACGAUUGCAUUGCUGCCAUCAAGAGUGUGGCAAACGAGGUAACUCUUAGUGUAAAUCAGACCGUUUGUGCAAUUCAGCAACAUUUAGUUAAGGGUCAAGGAGAAGUAAACUUUUCUGCAAAUGCACCUCAACCCUAUCAAUUUGAACAGAGUUUUAAUGUUGCUUCUUUUCUCAAAAAUUUGGAUGGCUUAAGAAAGGCUGCAAAAUCAAUGAUGGUUACCGCUGAUUGCCUCACCACUCUGCAAUGUGUGAAGAAAGAGGCGGCACUCAAUGCAAUCAAGGAUGGGGGCAAUUCUGACUGCUCUUCUUCGCUUCUGAAUCAGUUCAAGAAUGGGAAAUAUAUUUUGAGCAAUAACAAUACAGUUAAUACUAAUCAUAAUGAUGGGGCAAGGACAGGGAGAACAAACCCACUUCAGUUAUGUGAAUCUGCAUUCAAUGAGAGGAAGGAGAAAAGGAAGAGGACCAGAUUCAGCACAGAGCAGAUCACCAAACUAAAUGAUUUCGCAAUGGAAGUGGGAUGGACAUUGGCUGGAUUGACAAAAGAGGACAUUGAUGCAGUGUGUGAAAACGUUGGAAUUGAACCCACCACAUUGAAAUAUUGGCUUUACAAUACAAGGCAGAAGUCCAAGAGAAGACAUCAAGAGGAGGAAAUCUCUCAGUCAGUUUCUUGACAGAUUAAUUUUGACAGUGGAGAUCGUAUGCAGACCAUUUGCAGUCCUUUCUUUUCCUUGUUUUUUUUUUGUCGGGAAAACAUGUAAUCACAUCUCUCUUUGUUUCA